Molecule: messenger RNA, 2778 nt
Organism: Rhincodon typus (whale shark)
Lineage: Eukaryota; Metazoa; Chordata; Chondrichthyes; Orectolobiformes; Rhincodontidae
Product: 2'-5'-oligoadenylate synthase 1A-like
Exons: 9
Coding region: 143-1543 (466 amino acids)
Biological process (GO): regulation of ribonuclease activity
Cellular component (GO): nucleoplasm; cytosol; membrane
Molecular function (GO): 2'-5'-oligoadenylate synthetase activity; double-stranded RNA binding
Source: RefSeq, a predicted model, not a curated record
AACAGAGGGAAGCUGCUGUCACUUCACCGGCUCUAAGAGGGGGAAGCACAGGACAUUACUUUGUUUGUGUUUCCCUAGUAACCCUGCAGCCUUACAAGCCAAGUAGAACUAGAAUUUCCACAUUGUCUUCAGAAGCUGAUAGAUGUGUCAUAGGAUAAUGCAGGCUAUUAAACCCUAUAACUGUAUACAGUGUGGCAAUGACUUUGCCAGUCAAACAGCCUUAAAACAUCACUUCCAAGCUAAACAUAUUGGAAGAGUAUACUGUGACAAAUGUGGGAUUGAAGUGCUCCGAGAAAAACUGAAGGAACAUGAAGAGACAGUACAUGACCAAGAUAAACAUAAAUUGGUAUGUGAGAAUCCAUACUGGGACAAACCCUUGCAGCGAGAAGACAAAUUUGUUGCAUCAGAAAAGUCUGUGUCUUGCCGGAUGUGUGGCAGGGUGUUUGGGACCUUCCACAGCAGAGAGCAACAUGAGAGACAACAGCAUCAUUUUACAGCCAGCCAAAGAGCAAGAAUGUCUACAGCAUUCUCCCCAGACAGUGUAUUGGAUCUCAGAAGCUCAGUGCAAUUACAAAAAUUUAUGGAAACAUACCUUCAACCAGAAAUGGGACUUGUGAGAAUGGCUUGUGCUGGAGAAAUAGAGAAGUUUAUUGAUUUAAUUCAAGAGUGCUGUCCCACAUCCGUGACCCGAAUUAUCAAGGGUGGCUCUUAUUUCAAAGGCACAGACACCAGAGAUUGGUCUGAUAUUGAUAUUGUGAUGUUUAGCUCUUCAUUUAUGAGCCUUGAUGACUGCAAGGAGAAGAUAUUGUCUGUCUUAAGUGAUCUGGAGUAUAAUUUGAAAUUAUCUGUAAUGACCAACAGGAUAUUGAUGGAAAAGAAGACCUCACUUUCUCUUCGAUUUCAAUUCAAAUGUUUCAAGGGUCUACAUAUUCAUCACUUUGAUGUUAUGCUUUGCUAUGAUUUAUUAGGAUCCACUCCAACCCAAGAUGUUAAAAGGAACUUAUAUCGACAAUUGUUCAAUUGUGGGGAUGAUGUAAAAAUCCAGCUUUAUUCAAUCUCCUUGUUGCAGUAUCAGGUGGAUUUUGUGAAGGCAUCUACUGUUGGUGUAAAGGAUCUGAUUCGUCUGGUUAAACAUUGGUUUAGAACCUCAUUCGCUAAGCGUACUGAAGCCAAUAGAUUCCGAAGGCUUCCUUCCUCCUACACCAUGGAACUUAUCACCAUCCAUGUCUGGCAGUUGGCAGGAAAACCCAUAUUUUUCAGCUUUAUCCAGGGCCUCAGAGCAGUGCUCAAGUUCCUGGUAAAUUGCACCGGUAUUUUCAUCAUCUGGUAUGAUCACUAUGAUAAAAACUUUCAUGUUGUGAAGAAAGCACUUCAGAAACAAAGCAGACCUUUUGUUUUGGAUCCAGCAAAUCCCACUUUGAAUGUCUGUGAAAAUAGCAAUGCUUGGGAUGAAGUAACUCAUGUGGCCCGUCAAAGUCUUCUGAAGCCACUUCUCAGUGGUGUACAGGCAAAGGUUCCAUGGCUCUUCACCAAUAAUUGGUGAUAUUUGUUUAAAAUGAAUGAAUAAAGUGUGAUAUUUAAGCAAAAUUAUGUGUAAACUGAAAUAAUAAAGUAUUUAACUUUACUGUCAUGUUUGUGUAUAAGUAAAUUAGAAGGGAUCUUAGCUCCUGCCUUAGAAAAUAGGAUUGCAUUUUAGCUGCAGAUAUUUUAGCCUAGUAAAUUAUCGAGAUCUGAUAAAUUGUGUCAAAAAAAGAUGAGAACCAGAAAAUGUCUUUGAUUACAUUAUGAUGUGUGCAAACAAAUAAUGUAAUGCGAUUUGUCCCUUAUGAUACAGAAAUUCAUAACAUUCCUUUAUUUUCAUUGAGCAAGGCAUGAGUAACUGGAACUUUAAGUUCAAAAGUUGAAGGUACAACAUUUCUGUCCUAAUAAAUAUUGAGUGUAUAUAUUAAAAAUGAAGCAUUCUGGUUAAACAUAUAAAUCUUUGAAUUAAGGUCGGGAUGGAUAUUCAGCCCCUCAAGUUUGCUCUGCAUUUGAUAAGGUCAUGACUCCACUCUCCCCAUAUAGGGCAGAAUCUCAGGAUAAGUGUCCAAUCAUUUCGGACAAAGGUGAGGAGAGUGAAGAUGUACCUCCUCACAAUUCUAAGCAGAAAGCACUGUUCUUAGAUUAUGGUCCAAAUUGCAGACAUGUAUAUGCUUUUCCCUUUCAAGAAUGCACAAGAACAGCUGUUAAAAGUCUAGACUGUGUGUGCUGUGAAUGAAGGUAUAUAUUAUGAGGAUCCUUGUUAUCUCUGUGCAGCAAGUAAAAAGAAUGGAAUUCUCCCUUUCACUUCCUUUGUUCAAACCAGAAGGCAAUUGAAAGGACACAGGACAAGAGCUUUUCAGCUGACCUACAAAGGCAAGUUUCUCAAAAUCAAAUGUUCACUUACAAACCUGUACAACAUAACAGCCACAACAUUCCACUGUUUAUUCUUCAUAAACAAUCCUGGGACAUUUAUCUUUUAACUUUGUAUAUUUUUUGAACUCACCUCUUGUUUAUAAUUUGUGUGUAGUGUGUUUUGUAAUUAAUUCUUCUUACAUCUAGUAGUUAAACUUAUUCUUUCGUUUAAUAAAAAUGAAAUUAAAAAAAAAUUGUGUUAAUGAUCUAAGGGUCACUCGACCCAAAAUGUUAUCUCUAAUUUCUCUCCACAGCUGCUGCCAGACCUGCUAUGCUUUUCCAGCAAUUUCUGUUUUUGUUAAAAAAUUAAUUUGGUCUUGAAGAAAAGCAUUCACAAGAAAUGGA